Parnassius apollo (apollo) is the source of this 288-nucleotide messenger RNA. Lineage: Eukaryota; Metazoa; Arthropoda; Insecta; Lepidoptera; Papilionidae. The record is from the annotation of a GenBank genome assembly.
AUGCCGAUUUUACCUAAGGAGGAAACGGAGGGUGUUCGUACCCGCAGUCAACGCCAGCAUGAGACGGACCAGAGAAGAUUUGGUGGUGCAACGCCGCAGACGUCGGAAGGCCAGCCUCCGGCAACGGAGGCCGGUUCGUCAGUAGCUCCUGCAUCUGCAGCACCUGAUUUAGGUGCUCUGAUGGCGAUGCUACAGGAGCAGCUGCAGCGCGGACGAGAGGAACAGGCCCGUCUGUUGAAAGAGCAGCAGGAAGAACAGGCUCGCCGACAGGAGGAACAGGUCGCUUGA